AUGGAGAAAGUGGUCUUUAGACCUGGAGCAGUAAUUGGAAAGAUCUUUGAUGCGUGUAGGCUUCUAGGACUGCAUUCUUGGUAUCUGGUAACUCCUUUGAUGGACAUGGAUCUCAAUUAUGAAGAAGACCAGCCAGGUGUCCUUUGCCAGACUUCGCCAGACAUUCCUUCUUCAGAGUCUCCACAGACUCUGAAUGGGAGACACAGACUUAGCUUCAUUUAUCCCUACACACUCACCUGCAGCCCACACCUCCGAAAGGGCAUCCGCCUGUUCUCGGCCGCCCCAGUCCGGCCUGCGGUGCAGACUCUACCCUGGGCAGUGGGGGAAAAACCCUUCCAGCAGGAGGCAGAGCGGCUCGGGGGCUGCCGCCGGCAGAAGGCACCAAUAACCCCUGCGAGCCUGCAGCAGCUCCGAGCUAUUGGGAGCCGGCCUGGCCGGGCAAGAGCUCGCUGCCCUGGGCUCGCCCGCCGGAGGCAGCGCGGUCGGAGCCACCCUACAGACUGGGGCCGCGCCCCUCCCGGGUGCGAUUGUGACACGGCCGGGGGCGCAGCUCGUGGCCCCGCGGCCCCGGCCCAGCGGCGGGCGGCCAUGGAGCGGCAGGAGCAGUCGGGGCCGGCGGGCGCCGCCGAGCCCGGGGAGAGCCCGGACGCGCAGUUCCAGGCCGUGGUGCAGCGGACGCAGGUGCUGCUGCUGGCCGGCGAGACGUGGGAGGCGGACCGCGCCCGGGCCGCGCUCAGCUCCUUCGCCCACGAGGUGCUGCCCGUGGCCCGCCGCUCCGCCAGCCCCGCGCCGCCCAGCGCGCCGCCGGCCGGGCAGCUCGUCUUCUUCCUGUGCCGCGCCCCGUCGCUGCGGGGCCGGGCCGAGCGGCUGCGGGAGGUGCUGCGGGGCGUGCGGGAGCAGAGCCGCGGCGCGCCCGCCGCCCUGGUCGGGGUGAUCGUGCAGCCCCGGCCGGAGGAGGAGGCGGAGGCGCGGCGCCGCCUGGAGGAGCUGCUCCUCGAGGUCUUCCAGCCGCCGGCGUCGGGGCCGGGCGCCGCGCCGCGGGUCGAGGUGCACACGGCCGUGUUCCGCCCCGGCCGGCCCGAGGGGGCCCUGGAGGUCAAGAAAGCCGCUUGCGAGGCCCUGAGGGAAGAGCCAGAAGACGCUGUUUGGGUUUCACGAGCCACCCUCUUCAAAGCCCUGGGGGCGCUCUGUGUGGCGUGCGCUGCUAUUGUUGGAAGCCAGUACAUGAAUACUCACACCUGAGACUGGGGUCCCAUCAGGCCUGCUCCCUGCCCACAGCCUGGCCCAAGGACUGCAGCGAGAUAACCUGGAACAGGGUCAGUGGCGUCUUCGUCAUCCAGCCCACAGGACUCCAUCAAUUCGAGGUCUAUUGUGACUUGAACAGCACCAGCGAGGGCU
Messenger RNA from Caretta caretta (loggerhead turtle), 1398 nucleotides. NCBI's taxonomy places the organism in Eukaryota, Metazoa, Chordata, Testudines, Cheloniidae. The record is from RefSeq and is a predicted model, not a curated record.